CACGCAUGUGGUCAUUAAACAAACACCUUUAGUUUUCAAGCUUCAACACAGAAUCCAACUCCGUGGAUGCCUUGGGGAUCUUUAAGAAAGAUUAAAUAUAUCGAUGAUCGCAGAAAACGACUAGUAACAGAAAGGUAAUAUCACUUUAAAUAAUUUGGAAAUGGGAAUACAUGAUCCUACAAUCCUACAACAAAGGCAAUUACAAUAUGCUCAACACCUCAGAUUAUCCAAGUGUCACUCCCCAACAUUUUUCAUUUGGGUCUUCUGCUUCCUAUAAAUAGCCCUCCUCACAAACAAUGGGAUUGUGCAUCCAGAUCUGGUUUUACGUUUACGUUUGGAGGUCUUGUGAAGGUUUUCUUCUCGAAAAUGGAUGCUUCCGGCAGGUCAAGUGGAGCCAAGUAUGAGUGCUUGCUGUUUGAUAUGGAUGAUACCUUGUAUCCCUUGAGUAGUGGUCUCAACUUAAAAUGCCGGAAGAACAUUGAAGAGUAUAUGUUGCAACACUUGAAAAUUGAAGAAUCUGAAGUGCCUAGAAUGUGUUGGGAACUGUACCAGGAGUAUGGAACAACAAUGGCUGGUCUCAAGGCCCUCGGCUAUGAAUUUGACAAUGAUGAAUUUCAUGCUUGUGUUCAUGGAAGAUUGCCAUAUGAGACCCUAAAGCCUGAUCCAGUUUUGAGGAACCUUCUACAUUCCAUUCCACAACGUAAAAUUAUCUUUACCAAUGCAGACAAAGCUCAUGCAACUCAGGUUCUUAAAAGGUUGGGUGUGGAAGAUUGUUUUGAUGGCAUUAUAUGCUUCGAAACUCUUAAUCCACCUUUAGAACCUGAUAAUUGCUCGGGUGAUACAGAUGAACAUGCAUUCUCCACAGAAAGUGAAUCCGAUACUGAAGUUGUUGGUCAUAUCAAUAGCAAUGGUUCAGGUUCUAAGUCACGCAUUCUCUGUAAACCUUCUCUGGAAGCCAUGGAAGCUGCCAUUCGGAUUGCAAAAAUUGAUCCAAAGAAAACUAUUUUCUUUGAUGAUAGUGCCCGAAAUAUUGCGAAUGGAAAGGCGGCAGGACUGCAUACAGUUAUUGUUGGUAGAUCAGUAUUGGUUCCAGGAGCAGACCUUGCUUUGAACAGCAUCCACAACAUCAGAGAAGCAUUGCCUGAGAUAUGGGAAGGUGAAGGAGACCAGCUGGAGCAAGUCCUUCAAUCUACUGCUGUUGAAACUGUUGUCCUUGCUUAAAUUACUCACUUAAUCCUAGUCUCUAUAUGUGUACUAAUACCUCAUAUGCAAAUAUAUCCUAAUUUCACAAGGAAUGGAGAAUAUUCCUAGUCUGAAGUGAAA
Messenger RNA from Nelumbo nucifera (sacred lotus), 1323 nucleotides. RefSeq names its product Haloacid dehalogenase-like hydrolase (HAD) superfamily protein. The record is from RefSeq and is a predicted model, not a curated record. NCBI's taxonomy places the organism in Eukaryota, Viridiplantae, Streptophyta, Magnoliopsida, Proteales, Nelumbonaceae.